Molecule: messenger RNA, 527 nt
Organism: Alligator mississippiensis (American alligator)
Lineage: Eukaryota; Metazoa; Chordata; Crocodylia; Alligatoridae
Gene: NPB
Product: neuropeptide B
Exons: 2
Coding region: 27-437 (136 amino acids)
Biological process (GO): feeding behavior; G protein-coupled receptor signaling pathway
Molecular function (GO): G protein-coupled receptor binding
Source: RefSeq, a predicted model, not a curated record
GCCGCCGCUGCUGCCGCCGCUGCACGAUGCGCGGAGCCCGGGCGCUGGCGCUGAGCCUGGCGCUGGCCGCGCUGCUGGCCGGCCCGGCCGGCGCGUGGUACAAGCAGGCGGCCGGCCCAAACUACUACUCCGUGGGCCGCGCCUCGGGGCUGCUGUCCGGCAUCCGCCGCUCGCCCUACAGCCGCCGCGCCGAGCCCGAGCCCGAGCCGGAGGCGGAGGCUGGGCCGGGGCCGGGGCCGGAGGGCGGCCCCGCGCUGCUGCUGCCCGACCUGCCGGGCGCCGCGCCCCGCCCGCCCGCCGCGCUGCGCGCCAUGGCGCUGUGCGUGAAGGACGUGGCCCCCGAGCUGCGGAGCUGCCAGCUGCUGCCCGGCGCCCCCGGCACGCUGCACUGCAAGGCGGACGUCACCGUGGCGCUGGACCCCGCGGCCUGCGCCUGAGCCCCGCGCCGGACCGCCCGCCCCGCCCGCCGCCGCCGCCCGCCGCACCUCAAUAAACGCGCUUGAACCUCCCGUGUGCUCGCGCCGUCG